Messenger RNA from Anisakis simplex (herring worm), 471 nucleotides. The record is from the annotation of a GenBank genome assembly. Lineage: Eukaryota; Metazoa; Nematoda; Chromadorea; Rhabditida; Anisakidae.
AUGCUCGCAAGGAAUUUACAAGUAUCGGCAGCUAAAACGAUACGAUGUCUAUCGGUGCGCUGUAAAACAUCGCGCAUCCAAAUUGAAAAUCCUUCUGCAGCAAUGCUUCCGAUGAAGGGUAUUGACGCAGAGAAGAAGCCUAUCAAAGUGCAUCUCGAGAGUGGUAAACAAUACUCGUGGUGUUCAUGCGGUCAUUCAGCUAAUCAGCCGUGGUGUGAUGGAUCACAUAAGCCAGAUGGUAUCACAAUGUUAAGACCGGUAAACUUUCAAGUGGAAAAAUCUGGUGAUUACGUACUGUGCCAAUGCAAACAAACCGAAAAUCGACCGUUAUGUGAUGGGGUGCACAAGAAGAUUUCGAAGCGACCACGAUCUGCUGAUGCAUCACGUAUGGUAAUGUUUAACGAUUCACCUGCAUAUAAAGGUGUUGCUUAUAAACUCGGAUAUAAACCAAAAGCAGGUGGAUUUCAGUAG